UUCGCAGAUAAAGAUCGGAAAGCUAAAGUUGGCGAGAACGAAGAAGCUGAUUCUUCAUUCCCAUCCAAAACUAUAAGUGCUGGCGACUGGCAAAGAUGCAAGGAAAACACGAAGGCCUGGAAGGCCGCAAGGGACAGAAGACCGCAAGGGGCCAGCGGCUUCACACAGUAGUCUCAUCGCAAUUCGCAAUCUCUCCCGAGCCAUUAUCCUGAAAAGCCAAUAUAUGCCCCAGAACUGGCACGCUUACCUUUGUGCAUCGCUUUUCAACUUGUAGGCGACCUUGAUGAUUCAUUCCGCUUGGGCAUGUGUUCGCGCUUCGAUUCUGGUUCUCCUUAUGGCAAUUUUGGGCGGACCCGCUGACUUCUGCAUUCUAGUGGCCUUCCGUACUCCUCUGCACCUUUGCAAGUAUUACUUACAGGGACCUAUCACCCUGGACCUGUUAAGCCUUGCGUGCACGAUCAUGGGCUCGGACGUACCCACGGGCUGACCAAGCUUCCUCAAAAGCAAUCUGCAGGAGUUCCACCACGAUGCAAUGUAUUGGCCCAGUAUACCC
This is a messenger RNA of Tilletiaria anomala UBC 951, 553 nucleotides long. RefSeq lists its product as uncharacterized. The record is from RefSeq and is a predicted model, not a curated record. The transcript has a single exon. Lineage: Eukaryota; Fungi; Basidiomycota; Exobasidiomycetes; Georgefischeriales; Tilletiariaceae. Bases 284 to 487 code for a protein of 67 amino acids.